Insectozyma verbasci is the source of this 1074-nucleotide messenger RNA. NCBI's taxonomy places the organism in Eukaryota, Fungi, Ascomycota, Pichiomycetes, Serinales, Debaryomycetaceae. The record is from the annotation of a GenBank genome assembly.
AUGUCAAAAAGGUAUUCAUUCAUUGGUAAAUCACCUAAAUCUAGUCAAGAUCCAACAUUUGAUACACCAAUUAAUCCAUAUGAGGUUGUAAAUCAAAAGAAUCAACUGUAUUAUCAAAAUUCAAAUCAACAACAACCAAAGGUCAUAAUAAAUGAAGAUCCAAUCCUUCCCAAUUACACCAAAAUUCAAAUGUCAACAAAGAAAAGAGCAAAUUAUAAUAUGAAAAUUGUUGUUGUUGGUGAUGGUGCAGUUGGAAAAUCAUGUUUAUUGGUUAGUUAUGCUGAAUCUAAAUUUCCAGAAAUUUAUGUUCCCACGGUAUUUGAAAAUUAUGUCACCAUUGUACAAUCACCAUACGGUAAAACUAUAGAAUUAGCAUUAUGGGAUACUGCUGGUCAAGAAGAAUAUGAUAGAUUAAGACCAUUAAGUUAUCCAGAUACAGAUUUAAUUUUACUUUGUUUUUCAUUAAAUAAUUUAACAAGUUUACAAAAUGUUAAAGAUUUAUGGUAUCCUGAAUUGAACCAUUUUUGUCCUGAUAUACCUAUAAUUUUAGUUGGAACAAAACAAGAUUUAUAUUAUGGAGAAAUUGAUAAUGACUUACCAAUACAAGUAGCAAAAGAAAUUGGUGCAAUUGGGUAUAUUCAGUGUUCGGCAAAAACUAUGUUCAAUAUAAGAACAGUUUUCAAUUUUGCUUUGAAUCAUUUCCAAAAGGAAAUGGAAUUACAAGAACAAGUUGAAAAAUCUCAACAAUCAAGUAAGAAAAGACUACUGAGAGUUUUAGGUAGCUCAUCAGAUGGUGCAAAAUACGCUAUGGGACAUACAAGAAAUCAAUCAUCAUUAUCAAAUAAAAGAAGAGGACAUUUAAAAAAUACAAGUUAUGAUUCAACCAUAUUAUUAGAUCAACCAUUAACUGAAGACAAUUAUGUAAAGAAUCCAUACGGAGAUUUUGGAAGUAACAAUAAUAGUGGCAGAAAUACAAAUGGUAAUAGUACACCCAAUCCCAAUAUUUAUAAAGAAGAAUUUGACUUUAUAAGAGAUAGAGAAAAGAAGAAGAAGAAGAAAUGUGUAAUAUUAUAG